AUGGUCGAGGAGACCAGCCGGGCCCGACGAUUGAUCGGAUAUUGCCCGCAGUUUGACGCGCUCAUCCACGUGAUGACGGUCGAGUCACAUCUGUAUCUGUACGGCCGUAUGAAAGGACUAACAGGGAAAGACUUGAGAAGAGCCGUCGAUGAGAAAGUCGAGGAGAUGCAGCUUUCCCAAUACCGUUUCCGUCGAGCAGGCACGCUGUCGGGCGGCAACAAGAGGAAGCUGUCUGUCGCAAUGGCGCUCAUCGGGGAGCCCCCCGUCAUCUUCCUCGACGAACCCAGCACAGGCAUGGAUCCAUUUGCGCGACGCUUCAUGUGGUCUGUCAUACAGGAUGUGGCAGAGAAACGCAAGCAAUCCGUUGUGGUCCUCACCACACACUCCAUGGAGGAAGCGGAGGCCCUGUGCAGCAACAUCGCCAUUCAGGUUGAUGGGCAGUUCCGCUGUCUUGGCUCCGCACAGCACCUCAAGUCCAGGUAUGGAUCAGGCUACGAGGUAAGCAUCAAGUUCAGAGCCGUGCCGCGUGAGGCGCUGGUCCAACUCGCUGCCAAGUUCCUGCCCGCAGGGCGCGAAUUGGAUCGGAGUGGCUAUUCGAUGGUCUCACGAUCGCAGGCCAUGGAGGCCUUGCCGCUUGAACUUCGCACAGCCGCAGCGCUGCCGUCUGGUCCCUUGCCUCUGGAGAUGCAGGACGUGGCUGCCGAGGUCGUGGCAGAGUGGCAGGUCAUGCAAGAUCGCCUGGAGCAGUUCAAAGGCUGGGGCAGUGAAUGGGUAAGCUUAAGGAUCCCCUGCGUCAUCUACAUGUCUUUUGCUAACGCCCAUGGUCAGUCCUCUUUGGAGCAAGUCUUCAACAGUUUCGCUGCCGAGCAAGAGCAGGAGAGGAAGGAUGGCACAAGAGCAGAGUUAAAGCACUUGGCAGACGGCUCUAAAGUGGCAGCUGAGCUCAAAAUCGUGGGAGCAGGCAUGCGCUGGGAACUCUUGCUGCGAACGCAGAGUUCAGUAGCUGGUGUUAUGGCAGUUUUUUCCAGUGUGCAGAGGGCGCUAAUCUGGGAAAGGCUGUACAGCAUUCCGUUGAUGGACUGGCUGGCUGACAAGUACAAGGCCGGCAAAGUGUGGGGGAAGUAUACCGACGAACACUGGGAAAAGCUGAGCGGCUCGGCUGCAUGCGUUAGCUUCUGGGCAUCCAUGCGCCUCCAAACGCUUUUCCGGACAGUUGCGGGCAUGAUGCUGGGAGCUUACAUGCACCAUGUGGACGUAAAUUGCCGAUUGCUGGUUGCAGUUGUUUUGCACUACCACCAGGCGCUGCAGUGCCACUUUGAAGCCCAGGGCGAUCGAAGAAGCAAGCUCGGACAAGUAUGGGACCCAAGUGAUGCCUUCACCUGCAUCGUGGCCAUGCAGAUGUACGCUUUCUUCAACCCGAUGCAGCUCAAGCACACCAACAUCAUGUUCCGGAAGUUUCCUCGGUCCAUGAAGGUCGCAUUUAUCGAUUACGAAGACUUGGAGGCAACUCAUCAGCCUGAUGGCAUCCAUGAGAAUCAGAAGCGGCGAUACUACAGCUGCUUGAUUGAUGCCAGCUGCCCACCGGACGAGACCGGUCGACGAAGGGCAAAGUACAAGAUCGAGCUUCCAGGGUUUCCUAUUCUUGGCGAUGGCAAGGGUGACAACCAGAAUACGGCCAUUCCUUUUACUCGUGGGACUUACGUACAGUGCAUCGAUGCCAACCAGGGUGCUUAUUUCGAGCAGAUGCUCCUCUUGCCCAACGUUCUUGGCGAGUUUCGUUCAGAGCGCCGGGGCAAAGGAGGUGGCAAAAAGAUCAUAGGAUUUCCGGAGCACAUCACCAGUGACUUCGGUUCGGUCGGGGACUUUGCAGCUUCCUCGGAGCUGGCCUUUGGCGGGGGCCCAAGAGAGAACCUCCAAGCUAUGAUUGUGUAUGCCAGUGUCGAUAGCAGUGUCUACGACAUACACGUGAUGUUAGCGGAAAUGAAAUGA
Messenger RNA from Symbiodinium natans, 1989 nucleotides. Lineage: Eukaryota; Dinophyceae; Suessiales; Symbiodiniaceae. The record is from the annotation of a GenBank genome assembly.